This is a messenger RNA of Colossoma macropomum (tambaqui), 6369 nucleotides long. Its product is annotated as rap guanine nucleotide exchange factor 2. NCBI's taxonomy places the organism in Eukaryota, Metazoa, Chordata, Actinopteri, Characiformes, Serrasalmidae. The record is from RefSeq and is a predicted model, not a curated record. The coding region runs from base 684 to 5180 and encodes 1498 amino acids. The transcript has 29 exons. Gene Ontology annotation, biological process: small GTPase-mediated signal transduction; positive regulation of ERK1 and ERK2 cascade. Gene Ontology annotation, molecular function: guanyl-nucleotide exchange factor activity; protein binding.
GGCCCCGACUCGCCCAUUACCGAGAGGGCAUCACCCCGCCCGGCCCGGCCAGUCAUUGAGGAGGUUUUGAGGGAAACUUUUGGCGUUAUUCUUGAGUAGGGAAGGCCAGCUGAACAGUCACUGACCUGCAGGGGAGUGACUAACCUGACCACACGCCGCGGAGCGAAGCAGCAGAGUUUAUUGCUGGAUUUUAAAGUACUUUUUCUGGAGAGUCGCGAUUCCGACCACAAAACAAUGCGGGGACACGGGACCUGGAUGCUAAAGCGGUAGCCUAGAGCUACUGUCCGUUAGUGGAGCAGACAAGAAAGAAGAGAAGAGCAGUUUUUGAGUUUCUGUUUUUAUUCUCCACUUUAAAGUUGUACUGUCGAUGUUCGGCAAAGGCCAGGACCGCGUUAUGAGCUGGGAAAAGUAGUCCCGGCGCUGCUGUACGGGGAAACGAGCUGCUGGAUGCGGGGACGCCCCCAUUGCCCUCAGGCUACGGGAACAACUCGAGCCCCCGGCUCCGAAACCGGCCUGGACGCACAAUAAGCCUUUUCUCCCGUUUGAGGAACUGUGAGAGUUUUGUUUUUGAGCUUCACGGAGCCAGGCGAAAGCGAUAUCUUAGAGGAAAUGCUCCGAGCCUGAAGGAAACCUUUCAUUGUUCAGUGCAGCCUGGUAGUCGUGCAUUUUUUCAAAGUAACAGAAUGGCGUCUUAUGUGGACAACAGCUUUCGUCAGGCGAUUAUGAAGAGCCCGGCCGAGAGGACGCAACAGGACCUGCAGGUUGUGUACUCGUAUCUGCAUGGGAUGGAAGCACUGUCCAACCUGAGAGAACACCAGCUCAGGUUGAUGUGUGAAACGGUUCGCUAUGAGCAGCACGAGGCCAAUGCGGUUUUAUACUAUCCGGAUGACAUUGGGACCUGCUGGUACAUCCUGCUGUCUGGCUCGGUCUUCAUAAAGGAGUCCAUGUUUCUACCACGUAGCAGUUUUGGGAAACGCUCUGCAGGCAGUCUGCGUCGAGGGUGUGAGUGUAUUGUCCUUGAAGCCUCAGAAAUGAUAGUGGUGGACUACAUGGAGGACAGUGAGGAGUAUUUUCAGAGGCAGGCGUCCCACCGGCAGUCCAGGAGAAGGUUCCGGAAAAUAAACCAGCGCGGCGAGAGACAGACAAUCAUUGAUACAGUCGAGCACUAUCCAGUCAGCAAGCCUCCUCUACCACCAGGCUACCACACGCUUCCUGCAGAUUUCUCUAAGCUCCACCUUUCAGACAGUCUCCACCUCCACAUGUCCUCCAGCCAAUCACGAUCCAGCAUUGCCAGUGACUCGGGAAGCAGUAGCCUAUCGGAUAUUUACCAGGCUACUGAGAGUGAGUGUGGCGAUGUGGAUCUCAGUGGACUGCCUGAAACGGCGGUGGACUCGGAUGAGGACGAGGACGAUGAAGAUGUGGGGAGGUCAUCGGAUCCCCUCAUGAGUCGGGACAUAGUGAGAGACUGCCUGGAGAAAGACCCCAUGGAUCGUACAGAUGAUGACAUUGAGCAGUUACUGGAGUUUGUGCAGCAGCUCCCAGCAUUCGCCAGUCUGAGUGUCUCUGUGAGGCGAGAGCUGUGUGCUGUUAUGGUGUUUGCCGUGGUGGAGCGGGCAGGGACCAUCGUACUCAACCACGGAGAGGAGCUGGACUCGUGGUCAGUAAUCCUGAAUGGGGCUGUGGAGGUGAUGUAUCCAGAUGGACAGUGUGAGACUGUAGGCAUGGGGGGCAGUUUCGGGGUCUCUCCCUGCCUGGAGAAAGAGCUGAUGGUCGGCGUCAUGAGGACCAAAGUGGACGACUGCCAGUUUGUGUGUAUAGCACAGCAGGACUACUGCUGCAUAUUGAAUCAGGUGGAGCAGAACACGCAGCGGGUAGAGGAGGAAGGAGAGAUAGUCAUGGUGAAAGAACACAGAGAACUCGACCGCACGGGAACCCGCAAGGGCCACAUCGUCGUCAAGGGCACAUCAGAGCGAUUGAUUCAGCAUUUAGUGGAGGAUCACUCUGUGGUGGACCCCACAUAUAUUGAAGACUUCCUGCUGACCUAUCGCACAUUUAUGUCCAGUCCUCUCAUCAUUGGCCAAAGACUACUGGACUGGUUUAAUGACCCCAGUCUACGUGAUAAGGUGACACGGGUUGUGUUGCUGUGGGUUAAUAAUCACUUUAGUGACUUUGAGGGAGACCCUGACAUGACCAACUUCCUGGAGGAGUUCCAGAACUGUCUGGAAAGAGAAAAGAUGGCUGGUCAGUUGCGCUUGUUGAACAUUGCAUGCGCUGCUAAGGCCAAACCUCGAGUGGUUUCCAUCACAAGGGUCUCACGGGAGAUGCCCCUCCCCUUCACUCUUAUUGGUGGUGCCGAGAGAGGGACACGCCUCUUCAUUAGCAGUGUGGAAGUAGGCAGCAAGGCAGAGGAGGCGGGGCUUAAGCGUGGAGACCAGAUAUUAGAAGUGAAUGGGCAAACCUUUGAGAAUGUACAGUUGUCCAAAGCCACUGAGAUCCUCAAGAACAACAUGCAUCUGUCCAUGACAGUCAAAACCAACCUUUUGGUCUUUAAGGAGCUGGUGGUCCGAGUAGCGGAGGAGCGAAAGAACGGUGUUCCUCAUCUCCCUAAAAUUGGCGAUGGGAAGAAAAACUCCCGUUAUUCUGUACCUGAUCUUGGGGUUGCAACUGGGGUCAUCAGUCAAGAAAAGGUCAGCAAGAAGGCCAAAGCACACACGGUGGGCGGCCGCAACAAACUGAUGAAGAUUCUGGACAAAACGCGCAUCAGCAUCCUACCUCAGAAACCAUACAGUGACCUCGGGUUGGGGCAAACGCAAGACGACACCGUCGUGGGUCUGAGGCAGGCCAAGCAGCCUCCGCCCGCUGUGCCGGUCAGUGGAAACCUGUCAUCCAGCAACCCCGACUUGGCACAAGGCCAACAGCGUAUCAUUGAUUACAGCACGCAACCACCCGCACCUGGAUUCACUCAAUUACAAGAUCAGGUGCUGCGAGUUUUCAAGGCAGACCAACAAAGUCGCUACCUGCUGAUCAAUAGGGACACCACAGCCCGAGAGGCCGCCAAUCUGGCCAUCAGAGAGUUUGGUCUCACUGCAGGACCUGAAGCUUAUUCUCUGUGUGAGGUAUCUGUCACACCUGAGGGCGUCAUCAAACAGAGGCGACUCCCAGACCAGCUCUCAAAACUGGCCGACAGGAUUCAGCUCUGUGCCAGGUACUACCUUAAGAGUAAUAUGGAAACUGAGACUUUGUGUUCGGACGUCGAAGCUCAGGAACUGCAGCGGGAGUCUCAGGUGUGUCUGCUGUCUCUGAGCUCCAUGGAGAUGGCCAAUCAGCUCUCAGCACGCAACUACCUGCUCUUCGCCAGCGUCGAGCCCACAGAUUAUAUCAUAGACCUCUUCAAGCUCCGACCACAUGACCCGCCCACCAACCUCCGCAGCUUUGAAGACCUCAUCAAUCUGGAGACCUUCUGGGUCGCCACGGAGAUUGUGCGGGAGUCUAACCAAGUCAAAAGAAUGAAGAUUAUCAAGCACUUCAUAAAAGUCGCCCUGCACUGCAGAGACUGCAAGAACUUCAACUCCAUGUUUGCCAUUAUCAGCGGGUUGAAUCUGGCCCCUGUCUCUCGGCUGCGUGCUACUUGGGAGCGGCUGCCUGGUAAAUAUGAGAAGCUGUUGUCUGAGCUGCAGGAAGUCUUCGAUCCAUCACGGAACAUGGCCAAAUACCGCAACCUGCUGAACAAGCACAACCUCCAGCCUCCGAUCAUCCCUCUUUUCCCUGUCAUCAAAAAAGACCUCACCUUUCUCCACGAGGGCAAUGCCUCUAAAGUGGAUGGUCUGGUGAACUUUGAGAAGCUGAGGAUGAUCGCACGAGAGAUCAGACACGUGGUUAGAAUGGCUACCGUCAACAUGGACCCAACUAUGCUCUUUAAGACCAGGAAGAAAAAGUGGAGGAGUCUUGGGUCUCUGAGUCAGGUGAGCAGCUCCUCUCUGUCUGAGGUGGGAACGGUGGGCCAGCGGAGACGCGGCAGGCGGAGCUCCUUCCUCAGUGCUAAGAAACUGUACGAGGCAGAGAUGAUGAGCAGACGAGUGCGUCAGUAUCUCGACACCCUCUCAUAUGAGAGUGACGAAGACACCUUACAUACACUCUCCCUGCAGUGGGAGCCUGCCACCAACACAGUGUGUAAGACGACUGCAGAAAAGAGGAGAGUUGACGCCUCUCCAGUCAGUCAGAGAAGCUCCACUCCAAACCAACCAUCUCGCAAGAAGCCACCUGGCAAAGAAUUGCCCCCAUUUGGUGCCCGAUCACCGGGGUCCUUAAAGAAGAUUCUCUCUCUCUCAGAGGAGGGGCAAGAGAGGCAGAGAACACAGCCAGAUGACAACCAAUCAAAUGCCUCCUCUCUGCUGUCUUCCCCACCCACUUCACCCAACAUCACACCCAGAAAAGGGCCGUACCUGGCUGUGUCUGAAGCACCAGAUCAGCUGAGUCUCCUGAGCUCUUCGUCCUCUGACCUCAUCAUGGCAGACGACCACACACACACUCACACACACGGGCUCUCUCACACACAUACGCAUGCACACAACACACACCGUACGGAGCCAGACCAGAUCAGCCUCGGUUCCUACUCACUGACCCAGGACCAGUGCGACCGCGCCUCAUUGGACGCAGCGGACAGCGGGCGGGGCAGUUGGACCUCCUGCUCCAGCGGUUCCCAUGACAACAUACAGAGCAUUCCACAGCGUAUAGGCUGCUAUGACAGCCGCAGCUGGGAGACACUGUCGGAGGUGCCAGCGAUGGGGCGAAGUCAUUCGGCCACACCCAUCACUUACUGGGGAGACGAUUCUGAAGGCGACACGGGGACAAUCAAGCGCAGAGGGGGGAAAGAUGAGGUUCCGAACGUGCCGAAAACGGCAAGUCGGAGAGAGCGCCGGUUCCGUGAGCCCCCGCCCACCCCGCCUGGCUACACCGCGCUAUCAGUGGCUGAGGCGGAGGAGCUCAGCCACAGUUACGUGCACGGUCGACGCCCGCCAGAUUACAACUCAGCCCUGCAGAGGUCCCGCCUCAUGAAGAGGUCCUGUGACUUAGAACCACCUCCACAGCCACGCCUGCCCAGCCGCUUGCACGGAUACACCCACUGUCCUUCACCGCGGCGAGCAGCAUGUGAUGAAAACGAGCAGGUCUCUGCGGUAUGAAAAUGCUCCAUCCCUCUCAGCGCACUGCGGCUGUUUGUUCAUUAAUGUAGCACGCUGUUAAAAUUCACAAUCUCACUGAAAUCUCACUGAAACCUGUGGCCAGUCCUCACAGCAGAACCAGACCAGACUCUUUACUUCUGCUGUCAUCUGAUUGGUGCCUGUAGCUGUCAGUCAACUCCAUGAGGGGAACAGAUUUUGUGGCGGAGAGACUAAACGCCACAAAAUGUUCUUUACAAUCACUGUGAGAGGCGUAAGAAGAGAUGUUUUGGCACUUUGAAGGAAAGAAAAAACAUUGAAUGAUGAAGGAAGAUGGACAACUUGAAUGAAAGAUUGUUUGUUUGUUUUUUUGUUUUGUUUUUCUUUUCUGUUUUUACAUUGAAAGUGGUUUUAUCUUGGAAACAGUGUUAUUUUAAUUGUUGUCUGAAGUCAGCGCAGUCUAUUGAUGUGUGUACGUUUAGUGUGUGUGUGAUGCAUGUAAAAUUACUUGAAUCAGAGUGUGUGUGUGUGUGUGUGUGUGUGUGUGUUGAGUGGGUAUUUCUGCUCUUCAGACACGGAGAAGCUGCCUGUAUUAGACCUCAGAAACAACGUAAUUCAGUGUUAACAUCAGUAUUCAGUCGAUCACGAUGUUAUUAUGGUUUGAAUCAUGUUCUCUCUUCUGUUUAUAUUCCCACCUCGGUUUCCAAAUGUGAUCACCAGCAUUUGUAUUACUGUUUUUUUUUUUGUUGUUGUUGUUUUUAAAUAAUGGUGUAUUUUAUUACUGAAUCAGUUUCAUUCCUCUCUUUGCCAAUCAAGUGGUAUCAGGCACAAACUGUAACUGUUGCACAAAUGGAAAAGUGUAAAACUAGAAUGUUUGCGUAGUUAAUACUUGUUUAUAAAUAUAGUUAUUGCAUAGCUACUUCCUUUAUUUUUUACAUAUGCUUUAAUUCAAGCGAAAUGAACUGUUAGAACGCCUCCCAAGUCUCCGUCUCCCUUCCAAGCCCCAUCUUUUCAUACCACAUGUAUUUCUAUGUCUUUUAAAAAGACACGUGGCGAAGUCUGUAUCACAUUUUGUAUUUUUAAUACAAUAAUUGUAAAUAUUGGUUAUAUUUUGUUUAAAAUUUCAGAGAGAUAUAAGACUGUUUGAGGAAACAUUCAGCUGCCAUGAGUUUGAAUGACUGACCAAGAAUAAAUACUGUAGCAAUGGAGUGUC